ACACCGUGCGUUGGAAAACUGAAACGAGGUAUCGAUUAUGACAAGGCUCUCGAUGCGAUAAACACAUUCAGGAAAGAACUUGUGAACGAGAGAGUUCGGUCCAAAAACACCAAAUUCCCAAAGGAACGAUUGGCUCAAGAAAAAGCUUCUAAAUAUAGACAUGGUGUAUCAGAAGGUAUUCACUUUGUAUUUCGACCUUCAAGCGACGAUUUUAAACUCUUAGAUGAACCUGUAAAGGAAGCACUAAAAGAUUGGGUGAAAAGAAUAGAAAACGGCUUCGAGGAUAGUAGUGUGUCAACGUACGAAUUUUUGGGCACAUAUGACGAAUUCAUACAGGUUGCAUCUGGAUUAACUACAGAUGUUGGCUGCGCAAUGAAACCUUUGUGCAGUUAUCCGGAUAAUAAUAAUGAUGAUGAUAAAAUUGAAAAAAUUGAAGAUUUUUCCGAAAAGAAAAAAAUUUGGGAACAAAGACAUAUCCAGUAUAUCGUUUGCAAAUUCUGGCCGAAGAAAAGCGAUGUUGGAAAUACACCAAACGCGAUUCACUUUGUAAGCUCAACGAUAAAUUCUGUAAAUUCGAUUUGCUUGGGUAAUAUGUUAGGUGUUGUGAUAGGAAAUAAUAUAUCAGAAUGA
Dracunculus medinensis (Guinea worm) is the source of this 630-nucleotide messenger RNA. The record is from the annotation of a GenBank genome assembly. Lineage: Eukaryota; Metazoa; Nematoda; Chromadorea; Rhabditida; Dracunculidae.